CUGUUUUUUAAAAAACCAAUCCCCUAUAGUUGGACAUUCAGGUUAGUUACAGUUUUUUAUACCUAUAAAUAAUGCUGUGGUGGUAGUUCUUGCUCUGCUUGAUUCUGCAGGAUGAAUGAUCAGAAGUGACAUCUCCAGGCUCAUUGUCGGGCUUUGGGUCUGUGUUAGCGGGCUCCAAUGUGACUGUCCUCUAAAAACUCAGGGCCCUGCCCUCAGCAAGCCUGGUAGAGAAACUCUAAACAAAAUUGCGGCCUCCUUGUCUUUGCUUUUCAUAAAGAAAGGACAAAGGCGCUGCUCCCAAGCCUCACCUGGGUAAUCAUGCCCUUUCUGACCCACACCUCACUCACUGUCCAAGGUGGGGACAAGUGGUUCCUCAGGCCCUGAAGGAGCUCUCCCACUCAGGCACCCAAAUCAUCCUCUGGGCAGCAAGAUGUCGAUAAUGAGAUUCAUUCGACGUCACUUAGGUCUUCCGAGUGAACCCGAUGUGGAGGAGAGCAGAGACACAGGCAGGGAGGAUCCUCUGGCUGGGACAGAAAGCAGCCUUCUACGGACGUCCCUGGGGAUCCAGGAGUUAAGAGGCCGCCGACCAAGGCGAGGGACUCGGGUUCGGUCCCUGGCCCAGGGAGAUUCCGCGUGCUGCAGGCCCCUGAGCCACUGAGCUCCACAACCAGAGCAGCCCCUCGCCACAGCUGGAGAGAGCCCAGGGCAGCAGCGAAGACCCGCACGCCAGAAAAGAAAGAAAGAAAGAAAGAAAGCAAAGAAGCUUUCUCUUUGGCCUUGGAGACAUGUGGGGUCUGCAGGAAGAGAGAGGAAGUUGAAAGAGUCUUGAGAAGGAAGUAGAGGCAGGAGGGCCGGAGGGAGGUGGUGACCAGAGAGAUUGACAUGAGAUUUUCUCCCAUUUCUGACCCCAGAGAGAAGUCUCCAGGUGCUGCUAGAACCUGCUCAGGGGAAGCUCGUUGCGCUCUGAGAAGGGGAACCCACUCACUCCCCAAGCUGAGGGCCUGCCCCGGGGUGAAGGGGCAGCUGAGACAAGUCGCCUUCAAGCACCAGAUGGAGAAUGAGGCCCAGGGAGGUGGACGGACUGACCACGAGGCGCAGAGGAACCAGUGUGGACGGGGCCCCUGCUUCUGGAGCCCGAGGCGGAGCAGGCUGGGGAAGAAUGACCCAAAGAAGGUUCUCCUCCUGGCCUCAGCCCCUGGGUCCUGGGGGACUCUGCAAGCCGAAACACGAAAGGACUUGGAUCAGAUAAGGAACCAGAGCCUGCUCUGUCCCUGCAGCCAGAAAGAAACCAGGAGAAUACAAGUUCUCUCUCACUUUCUCCUGCAGUCCCAUUCAUAUCCUCUUCCUUUUGUUGUUAUUUUUAUGAGCCUUGCUGCUGCUCUGGGAGAAUCCCCAGGUCUUCCUCUGUGUGUGUGUGUGUGUGUGUGUGUGUGUGUGUGUGUGUGUAAGGAGGUCACCCAUAAUUGACUGCCCUUUUUGAACCUGGCCAGAGGCUCUUCUGUUUCUCCAGUGCCAGCUUCUCUCCUGGAAACUCCAGAAAACGUGUCUUCACUUCAAAAGACCUCAGACUGUGGCUUCUGAUGAAGUGUCUCCUCCAGUCUGGGUGAGGGGUCAGGAUGCGAAGAAGAGGGAGACAGAGGGGAAGGGGAAGAGACACAGAGAUGAUGUGAGACAGACAGACAGACACGGACAGCAAAAGGAAGCAGGGGAGAAGCAGAGAUGGUGAGGACUUGAGCAGGAGGAGACAGAGGUAGAAAGACCUGGAAACAAGCUCAGAGAGACAGGGACUGCCAGGGAGGGAAUCUCGGACAGCUCCAUGCCAGAGAGAAGGGAAGGAACAAGAGUGAUUUGCGGAGAGGACAGCAGGAGAGCCCAAGAAAGCAGGAGGGCAGACAGUUCAGGAGAGGAAGGGGAAAGGGCAGCAGAGAGACAGGAGGAGGAACAGGGGCAGGUGAUGAGGAGACAAACAGAGGGGAGACAGCAGCGGAAGGAAGGAAAGAGGGAGGGGCUCCGCGCCCGUGUCCUGGCUGCUAGCAGCCGGGAAGCCGGCCGAGCGUGUCCUGCGGGCCCGUCGUGGCCGUGGCCGCGGGGAAGGGCCCUCGGGCGACCCGGGGGAGGAGAGAGGGGCGGGCCGGCGGCGACGCCCCGGGGUGGGGCUGGCCAGUAUAAGCGCGGCCUGCCCGCACCUGGCAGGGCCAGCUCCCAGCAGGUGGAGGCGGCCAGCCCGGCCCAGCAUGAGCUCCUUCGACCUCCCGGCGCCCUCCCCGCCCCGCUGCAGCCCCCAGUUCCCCAGCCUCGGCCAGGAGCCCCCCGAGAUGAACCUUUACUACGAGAACUUCUUCCACCCCCAGGGCGCACCCAGCCCGCAGCGGCCCCCCUCCUUCGAGGGUGGCGGGGAGUAUGGGGCUGCCCCCAACCCCUACCUCUGGCUCAACGGGCCGGCCGUGACCCCGCCACCCUACCUGCCAGGCGGCAGCCCCUUCCUGCCCCAGGCCUACGGCGGCAUGCAGAGGCAGCUGCUGCCCGCCGGCAUGCCCACGCUAGGGGCCGGUGACCUGGGCUGGCUGCCGCUCCCCUCGCAGGAGGAGCUGAUGAAGCUAGUGCGGCCGCCCUACUCCUACUCGGCGCUCAUUGCCAUGGCCAUCCACGGGGCGCCCGACAAGCGCCUCACCCUCAGCCAGAUCUACCAGUACGUGGCCGACAACUUCCCCUUCUACAACAAGAGCAAGGCUGGCUGGCAGAACUCCAUCCGCCACAACCUGUCUCUCAACGACUGCUUCAAGAAGGUGCCCCGCGAUGAGGACGACCCAGGCAAAGGGAAUUACUGGACCCUGGACCCCAACUGCGAGAAGAUGUUCGACAAUGGAAAUUUCCGCAGGAAGAGGAAGAGAAAAUCAGAUGUCUCCUCCAGCGCGGGCUCCAUGGUCUCAGAGAAAACAGAGGCUGGUCUCCUGGCAGGCAGCCCCGAGACCGCAGAGGCCCAGGACAUCUUGGACGGCGCUGCACCGGGCCCCACCGGCUCCCCGGAGAAGCGGCCAACGCCACCCCCGCCAGGCACCCCAUGCCUCAGCAGCUUCCUCUCCACCAUGUCAGCCUAUGUGAGCGGGCCGAGCCCUGUGAGCCGCCCCACGGCCACCACGCCGGGACUGAGCCUGGAGCCCGCUGACAAGGGGGGGCAGAACUCGCUGAGCUUCAGCUCCUACACCCCCCUCACCAACAUCAGUGGCCCCGCAGGUGGGGGCGAGUGGGCCAGCCCCAUGCCCAGCAACGCUCUGGGCUAUGGGGGCUCUGUCCUCAACCAGUUCAGCCCCCCCUUCUAUGGGAGCAUCAGCACGAACAGCGUCCUCUACCCCAGGGAGGGCACUGAGGUCUAGAAACGGAGCAGCUCCUGAGCCAGGCCCGACGGACAUGCCGGGGUCCUCCAUGCCGCUGCUCCAGACCUCUGAAUCGCCCAGGCACACACAGGAGGCUCAGAGGAGUUCAUCUUUUUUCUGGAACAUUGUAUAAACCUUGUGUGUAUCACAUAUCCACCCAUACUGCCCAACCAACUUUGCAGUGGAAAUGUUGGUGCCUGCAUGACAGUAACCACCCUGGCCAUUUAUUGAGCACUUCUGUGCUAGGUGCUGUAUGAGGUUCUUUGAAGGUAUGAUUUCACUUUCUAUUUCCAGCCACCUUGUGAGAGUCAUAUGAAUCUACCCAUUUAACAGAUGAGAAAACUGAGGCUCGAGGAAGUUAAGUCACUUUCCCAGAGUCAUGCAAACUAGGAAGUGGUGGGGCAGGGAGUCACGUGCAGGUUCUGGUGACUCCCCUCAAAGUUUGGGCCAACAGAGGCAGGAAUGGAGGGAUUGGUUGAGCAGACAAGGAAAGUCAGUGUGAUGAAUUGAUGAUGGCAAACACAUCAAAAUCUCUCCACUGCCUUCCAGCCAGCCGUCACAUUUAGUACCAGCCCGGGUACAUCUCGUCUUGGUCCAGGCCUUUACUCUGUGGCCCCCAGCUUACCUGCCAACACUCCUUUUGCUACUGCUCAAGGGAGGAGCCCAGAUCCCUGCCCCUGCUGGACAGUGUGCCUAACCUCCCCCCACAGAGGGAGAUUGCCUCCCCGGCCCCAUAGACCCAGAGCCGGGCAGGGAAGGGAGGAGUGUGCACCUCAAACUCUCACCCCUGCUCCACCCACUGGCAAAAUCUUGUAAAGCCCAACUUCCUGUGUGCACGUCAUGGACCAGUGAGCUGGAGGUGGCUGAGUCUUCCAAGAAAAACAAGGGCGAAUCAGUGAUUCCUUUUUCAUAGCCCAGGAGGGGCUUCAGACCGCCACAGAGGGGUCCACGCGGGCAGCUCAUGGGAUCUUUUUCCUGUUUUUGUACAUGCUUUAUAUACCAGUGAUGCCGCAUCGCAGCACACCCUGGAAAGUGAUUUUGUUUUCUUAUGUUCUUUUUAAUUAA
Molecule: messenger RNA, 4439 nt
Organism: Bubalus bubalis (water buffalo)
Lineage: Eukaryota; Metazoa; Chordata; Mammalia; Artiodactyla; Bovidae
Gene: FOXI1
Product: forkhead box I1
Exons: 2
Coding region: 2235-3374 (379 amino acids)
Biological process (GO): cell differentiation; regulation of transcription by RNA polymerase II; anatomical structure morphogenesis
Molecular function (GO): RNA polymerase II cis-regulatory region sequence-specific DNA binding; DNA-binding transcription factor activity, RNA polymerase II-specific
Source: RefSeq, a predicted model, not a curated record